Drosophila biarmipes is the source of this 486-nucleotide messenger RNA. RefSeq lists its product as uncharacterized. NCBI's taxonomy places the organism in Eukaryota, Metazoa, Arthropoda, Insecta, Diptera, Drosophilidae. The transcript is spliced from 4 exons. The record is from RefSeq and is a predicted model, not a curated record. Bases 59 to 460 code for a protein of 133 amino acids.
AAUUACACAUUUUCCUUUUGUGUCAAAAAGGGUAUAAAUAAUUCAUUUUGUAAACACAAUGUGCAAGAAGUUGGGUAUUUUGAAAAAGUUUAAUAUUUGCACUAAAUACAGGGCCUGCAUAUCUUGGGCAUGCAUCAACAUAGUCGUCGGAAUCGCUUUUAUUCCUCUUGUGAUGAACUUUGUAAGACGGGAGAAGCUGCCAGUGACCGUACUGGUUGUUGGAUGCAUUUGUGGGGCAACCUUUAUAAUAUCUGGUUUUAUGCUGUUGAUUGGCGUCUUGAAGGCUUUUCGAUGCCUGGUUUGCUGCUCCAUAGUCUUCUGUGGUAUAGGCAUUUUCUUUCUGCAGUGGUUAAUAAUACCUUUGGCACUUUAUUUUAUUUUCUCCUUCGUCGUGUAUAACUAUUACCAAGUGGAUAUGUCCCCCGAUGAUCGCUAUAGAGUGCCGCGACGCUUUUCCUAAAUAAAAUGAAAUAUUUUUUAUUAUGA